Messenger RNA from Gregarina niphandrodes, 1065 nucleotides. RefSeq lists its product as hypothetical. The transcript has a single exon. Lineage: Eukaryota; Apicomplexa; Conoidasida; Eugregarinorida; Gregarinidae. The record is from RefSeq and is a predicted model, not a curated record. Bases 1 to 1065 code for a protein of 354 amino acids.
AUGAAGACUAUACAGUCAGGAAGAAACAAUGACGGCUGCGGCCAUUUGGCGGUGCUGGGACUGAGUUCCCCAAUUGCCCCUUCGGGCGCGGCGCUCAACGAGAUCGAGGCGAAGGCUGAUUCGCUUGAGAUGGAAUACAAGUAUCAGAGAGGACAAGACAGUGGCAAGUUUACUGCGGCGAGCGAGAAGCGGCAGUUGACGGACAACGUGGAGCCUACCGACCCCGACUAUGACGUCGCUUGUCGGUAUGUGAAGAAAGAUGGCGCGUCUGAGUACUCCAUGGCCGUCGAAAACGACCAUGCCGCCAAGUACCAAAGCGAAUACCGUGACAAGAAUAAGUACUCUCAAUACAGCUACUUUGUCCAAAGCAGCGUGCCUUUGGAGACCCUUAGGAAGGCCAACCAAACCGGCAGUCAAACUACAUCCGCUGAAGCGGAAGCCGAGACAUUGACCACCACUCCGGAAAUCCAGACCCCGGCGCCAGAAACCGGGAGCAUGAAGCCGAGCGUUGCUAACGGGUGCGCAAAGUGCGGCAGUGGCUGUGUGAGCAAGGAAGAAGCGAGCAGGGAAGAAGUGAGCAAGGGAGAAGUGAGCAAGGAGGCCGCUCGCGAAUGGUCUGGUAAGGAGUGGUCCGCCUCCUCCUGGUCUACUCAUGACUGGUCCUGGUCCGCCAGUGAGGAAACCGAACAAAAGACUUCCUCCAGGUGUGCUGUUGAAACCAAGUCUGCUGAAACCAAGUCUGCUGAAACCAAGUUUGCUGAAACCAAGUCUGCUGAAGUCAAGUCUGCUGAAGUCAAGUUUGCUGAAACCAAGUCUGCUGAAGCUAAGUCUGCUCAGUUCAAGUCGGCUGAAACCAGGUCAGCUGAAGCUAAGUCUGCUCAGUUCAAGUCGGCUGAAGUCAAGUCUCUUGAGACUUCCCCCAUUAAUGAUAAAGCAGUCGCUGAAGAAGUCCCCACCGCAUUCUUUAAGCUUAAUAUUUCCGACCCCAAGGGCUACCGCAGAGUUAUGGAACAGAUAGAAACUUCUCUCGUCCAGAUGUUUGUCGGCGAGGCUGCUAAACACUAA